Messenger RNA from Penicillium malachiteum, 1029 nucleotides. Its product is annotated as PCI domain-containing protein. NCBI's taxonomy places the organism in Eukaryota, Fungi, Ascomycota, Eurotiomycetes, Eurotiales, Aspergillaceae. The record is from RefSeq and is a predicted model, not a curated record. The coding region runs from base 1 to 1029 and encodes 342 amino acids. Gene Ontology annotation, cellular component: COP9 signalosome. The transcript is spliced from 2 exons.
AUGGAGGGCGAUAAUGAUAUCUCCACCGCCCUCAGUGGGCUCAAGCUGGAGAGCUCCCCAUCUCCAACUCCUCCCACUUCCCCAACCAUUCCACCUCCUCGACGUAUUGACACCUCUGCCAUGGACCAAGUCCAUAAGCGAGCCAUAGAGGCUCUCCAGCCAUUUAUCCAUCUCGCAAACUCCAACAGCGCGACCUCUCCCCGCUUUGUCGCUCAAAUCGUCACCAACGCGACCUCUCACCCAAACACUUAUGCCUUCGGCGAGCUCCUUGAAACCCCUACGAUCCAAUCCCUGCGUGCUCCUGACACACCAAAUGAGCACCAGGGUCACUUGAAGCUCCUGGAGAUUUUCGCUUGGGGAACCUGGCAAGAUUACCAAGGAACCCCCAACCUCCCAACUCUCAGCGCUGAACAAGCCAACAAACUCCGCCUCUUAACCCUCAUCACCUAUGCCACAAAGCCCAAGCCCCUCACCUAUGCCACCCUUCAAGCAGCGCUCGAUCUGGCAACUGCCGGUGAUCUCGAAGCACUCAUCACCACAGCAAUUUAUAACGGUCUCUUGGUUGCUCGUCUUUCUCCAUCCAUUACUCUGCCAUCCCUCAACGUGACAUCCGUCGCUCCACUCCGGGACCCGGCACCCGCCGUUCUUCCAGGCAUGGUGGCCAAAUUGUCAGCUUGGGAGGCGCGCUGUGGUGAGAUUGCUCGAGACCUAGAGGCCCAGACCCAAGCCGUCAAGGCCAAUACCAAGAAGCGCCAAGCUAAGGAGAAGGAGUUUGAGCAGCAAUUCAAGCAGAGAGUCAAUGAGCACCAGGCCGAGAGCCAAUCCCAGGGCGGAGCAAGUCGUUCUGGAAAAGGCAAGAAAGGCAAGGGCAAGGCGGCUGCCAAGAGAGAGGCGGAAGAUAUUGAGGAAGAUGAUGGCCUCGUCGAUGCCGGUGACGGAAUGGACAUUGACGAGGGCGCCGGAGCAGGGCGCAGCACUGGUGCGGGUGGAAAUCGCACGAAGAGAGUGCUUGGGGAACGUCAAAUUUGA